AACAUGGCUGCUGUGUCUACUCUCUCAAGUCUCGCUCAGAUUGGAGUCUGACUGGCAUUCUGCCUUUCCAGUGCCUCUAAACUGUAACUGUUCAUGAUUGUGGAUCGGAUGCAAUCACGUUUUCGGCGCAUUUCCCGUGCGCCCUGGCUCGCAUCCAUUGGAAUAACCUUCACCAAGUCUGCCAUACACUCCCACUAUCGGGCCUUUUUCACCCCCAAAAACAACUCAGUCAUCAACAGUCUGCGAUGCAAUGGUCUGAGUUUGUGCAUUAGAUUUCCCCCUUUUUAUGAACAAUGUGUGAAAACUGCGCCGAGUUGGUGGAGGUUCUAAAUGAAAUUUCCGACGCGGACAGCAGUGAAGGAGGGUUCCAGUUGAAGAAGGAACAUGCUUUACGAGUUCUGGGCUACAUCAGCUCCUGGACUCAAAGACAAUGUUUGUGCUGUUUCAAAGAGUACAAGCACUUGGAGGUGUUUAAUCAGCUGGUGUACGCGCUCAUAAACCUGGUGAUAGCCCAGAUCAGCACCCUCCGGGAUAGGCUCUGCUCCUUCGGCGGUCCCCCUGCUCCCAAAGCUCCGGGCUGGGCUACGGGAGGCUCGGUGUCCCCCCCUCGGCCCUCUUCUCCGGGAGAAGACGAACAUGUCAACGUGGAGAGGGACUCGGCUGAAGAGGAUGAACCGAGUGCACAGGAAAAAGUUAUUGACAAGCCCCAAUCACACCAGGGGCAGGAUCGGCCCUCUGAAGCCCAGGCGGAGGUGCUGGAUGCUGUGGAGAGCUCGUCUAAGGCUGGGGCUGAGGCUGGAGGUUCAGAUGGAGACGCGGUGGAGCUAUUUAGUAGCUGGAGCACAGAGGAGAGAGAGAAGCUGCUUCUGUGCGCCGCCAAAAUCUUUCAAAUCCAGUUUCCUCUUUACACAGCCUAUAAACACAACACACAUCCCACUAUAGAGGACAUUUCUGCUCAUGAAAGCAACAUCCUCGGCUCCUUUUGUGACAUGAAUGACGUGGAGGUGCCUCUUCACCUGCUGCGGUAUGUGUGCCUAUUCUGUGGUAAACACGGCCUCUCUCUGAUGAAAGACUGUUUUGAGUUUGGGACUCCGGAGACGCUACCCUUCCCCAUCGCACAUGCCUUCAUCACCAUCGUGUCCAACAUCAGAAUAUGGCUGCACAUUCCCGCCGUGAUGCAGCACAUAAUCCCCUUUCGCACCUACGUCAUCAGAUACCUGUGUAAGCUGUCAGACCAGGAGCUCAGACAGAGUGCAGCUCGUAACAUGGCCGACCUCAUGUGGAGCACAGUGAAGGAGCCUCUGGAUGCGGCGCUGUGCUUCGACAAAGAAAGCCUCGACCUGGCCUUCAAAUACUUCAUGUCCCCUACUCUCACCAUGAGGCUGGCCGGGCUCAGCCAGAUAACUAACCAGCUUCACACUUUCAAUGACGUCUGUAACAAUGAGUCUCUGGUCUCUGACACUGAAACGUCGAUAGCCAAAGAGCUUGCUGAUUGGCUGAUUCACAAUAAUGUAAUCGAACACAUUUUUGGACCAAAUUUGCACAUUGAGAUCAUUAAGCAGUGCCAGGUGAUCCUGAACUUCUUGGCUGCAGAGGGUCGUCUGAGCACUCAACACGUGGACUGUAUCUGGGCCGCAGCACAGUUGAAGCACUGCAGCCGUUACAUCCACGACCUGUUUCCAUCUCUCAUCAAAAACCUGGACCCAGUUCCUCUUAGACACGUCCUAAACCUGGUCUCUGGUCUGCACCCCAGUGCUCACACCGAACAGACCCUGUACCUGGCCUCCAUGUUGAUCAAGGCUCUGUGGAAUAACGCUUUGGCAGCAAAAGCUCAGCUCUCCAAACAGAGCUCUUUCGCCUCUCUGCUCAACACCAGCCUCCCCAUGAACAAGAAAGGGUCCCCCGCUGCCAGUCCAGACAGCAGUGAUAACAGUGACACUCAACACAGUGGAGGGUCCGACAUCGAGAUGGACGACCCAGUGAUGAGCAGCAAACGCUCCCAGCAGAGACUGUCAGACACAGAGGAGUCGAUGCAGGGCAGCUCAGAUGAGACGGCGAACAGCGUGGAGGAGGGCAGCAGCAGUGGCCGGAGCGAAGCGUCCAGUAAUGAAGCAGCAUCGAGCAGAGCCAGCCAAUCAGCAGCCAGCCCAGGGAGCGACAUCCAGUCAGACGACAUGAACGACUCCGAGGCUUUGAAGGAGGAAGAGGAGGAGGAGGAUGAGGAAGAGUGUACAACAGAAACGGCAAAAGACCAGACCAGGGACCAGACAGAGUCCAGGAAGAGGAAGGCAGGCGAAGCUUUGGGCGAGGAAGCACAGUCUAAUACACCAGGGGGCGGGGGCAAAGCUAAGCCCCUCCCCUUCAGCUCAGAGGCAUCUGGCACAAUGGUGACGUCAUCGAGUCUGGAGGGGAGGAUGCGGUUGUUAGAGCAGCAGUGUAGCACCUCCACCACGGGGCGGACGGAGGGCCCAGAGUCACAGCAGAACGUACCCGACGUUGGAGCCUCUCCUCUGGGGCAGGGACCACAAGAGCCCUCCUGUCUGCCCAGGCCGGCAGACUUCCUGGGAGAGGCCAUGAGCAGCGAGAUCUUCAACUGUAGGAGGUUCAUCGGGCCUCAGCAUCAUCAUCAUCACCACCAUCACGAAGGUGCGAUGGUGGAGGACAUGUUGAGUGCCGAUGACGUCAGCUGCAGCAGUUCUCAGGUCAGUGCCAAAUCAGAGAAAAACAUGGCGGACUUUGAUGGAGAGGAGUCAGGCUGCGAAGAGGAGCUAGUCCAAAUCAACUCUCAUGCUGAACUGAGCUCUCACCUCCAACAGCACCUGCCCAACCUGGCCUCCAUCUAUCAUGAACACCUGGUGCAAGGUCCGGCGGUCCAUAAACAUCAGUACUCGAGUCAUGCGGUCACAGACAUAAACUUGGACAAUGUUUGUAAGAAAGGCAACACUCUGCUGUGGGACCUGGUGCAAGACGAGGAUGCGAUCCAUUUGUCAGAGGGCCUCAUAAACGAAGCCGAGAAACUGCUGUGUUCGCUGGUUUGUUGGUUCACAGACCGACAGAUCCGAAUGCGCUUCAUCGAGGGCUGCCUGGACAACCUUGCACACCACCGGUCUGUGGUGGUGUCUCUGCGUUUGCUCCCAAAACUUUUCGGCACUUUUCAGCAGUUCGGCUCCAGCUACGACACUCACUGGAUCACUAUGUGGGCGGAGAAGGAGCUGCACAUGAUGAGGCUGUUCUUUGAUGAUCUGCAACAUUACAUCCAGGAGGUCAGGGAGCAGAGACACAAGUUUGCACUGUACAGCCACAGCGCGGAGGUCCAGGUCCGACUACAGUUUCUCACCUGUGUCUUCUCCACUCUGGGCUCUCCGGACCACUUCAGGCUGAGUCUGGAGCAGGUAGACAUCUUGUGGCACUGUUUGGUGGAGGACUCUGAAUGUUACGACGACGCACUGCACUGGUUUUUGAACCAGGUCCGGUCCAAAGACCAACACGCAAUGGGCAUGGAGACCUACAAGCAUCUGUUCCUUGAGAAGAUGCCACAGCUUAAGCCAGAGACCAUCUCGAUGACUGGACUGAACCUGUUUCAACACUUGUGUAAUCUUGCUCGGCUUGCCACCAGCGCUUUGGACAACGCUGCCAGCUGUGAGUUGUGUGGCAUGGAUCAGUUGUGGGGCAUCGCUCUCAGGGCUCAGUCUGCAGACAUCAGCCGUGCAGCCAUCCAGUACAUCAACUCCUACUACAUCAACGCAGGCAAAACAGGUCUGGAGAAGGAGCAGGAGUUCAUCAGGAAGUGCAUGGAGAGUUUGCUUAUGGCCUCAGCCAAUCUAGAGAAAGACGCUCACUCCAGUCUGACCAGCAUCGAGAGGGGGCUGCUCAUGUUAAAGACUCACCUGGAGGCCUUCAGACGCAGGUUUGCGUACCACCUCCGUCAGUGGCAGAUCGAGGGCACUGGGAUCAGCAGUCACCUCAAAGCUCUGAGUGAUAAACAGUCUCUGCCUCUGAGGAUUGUGUGUCAACCUGCAGGACUCCCAGACAAGAUGACCAUCGAGAUGUACCCCAGUGACCAAGUGGCAGACCUGAGGGCAGAGGUCACGCACUGGUACGAGAACCUUCAGAAGGAGCAAUUGAACCAACAGCCUCAGCUCCAGGAGUUUGGGCAGAGCGCGAGACAGGGGGCUGGAGAUUUUCCAGGGGGGCUAAUGGGGCCGGUCAGAAUGAUCUCCUCUGGACAUGAGCUCACCACAGACUACGAUGAGAAAACACUGCAUGAACUCGGGUUUAAAGACAUGCAGAUGGUGUUUGUGUCCUUGGGCGCCCCCAGGAGGGAGAGGAAGGGUGAGGGGGUACAACUGCCUGCGUCAUGUCUACCUCCUCCUCAGAAAGAACACAUCCCAAUGCUACUGCUGCUACAGGAGCCUCACCUCACGUCACUGUUUGAGCUGUUAGAGAUGUUGGCCUCCUUUAAACCGCCAAGCCCCCAUGCAGACAAGGCCCAGGAGAGCACAGAGAGCACUCGCUGUGAGGAGCUGCACUUUCACGCAGAGAAUCUCUCUCGUCGGGUUUGGGAGCUGCUGAUGCUUCUGCCCACAUGUCCCAAAAUGCUCCAGGCAUUUCAGAACAUCUCAGACGAACCGACGGAGGAGGGUCUGUGUUGGAAGGAGCUGCUCAGGAUUAAGAGUCCUCACAAACUGCUGUAUGCUUUGGAGAUCAUUGAGGCUCUGGGCAAACCCAACAGGCGAAUUCACAGAGAGUCUACCGGAAGUUACAGUGACCUGUACCCAGACUCUGAUGACUCCAGUGAAGAUCAGAUUGAGAACAGCAAAAACUCCUGGAGCUGCAAGUUUGUUUCAUCUGGAGGUCUUCAGCUGCUUUUGGAAAUCUUUAACUCUGGGAUUUUAGAGCCGAAAGACCAGGAAUCAUGGACAGUGUGGUUGCUGGACUGCCUGGCCUGCUUGUUGAAGCUCAUCUGUCAGUUUGCUGUGGAUCCGCCAGACCUGGACUUGGCCUAUCACGAUGUGUUUUCCUGGUCCGGACUAAACGAGAGCCAGAGGAAGAGGGCGUGGCCGGGGAAGUCCAGGAAGUCCACAGUGGAGCAUGGCAAAGGACUACACAUCCCACGACUCACAGAGGUUUUUCUGAGCCUGGUUCAGGGCACAUCUCUGAUCCAACGUUUGAUAAAUGUGGCCUACACCUAUGACAACCUCGCACACAGAGUUCUGAAGGCUCAGUCCGACCACCGAUCACGCCAUGAAGUGACUCAUUACUCUAUGUGGUUGCUGGUCAGUUGGGCUCACUGCUCCUCUUCAGUAAAGUCCAGUUUGGCCGAUAGUGAACACCUCCAUGACUGGCUCAAGAAGCUCACCCUGCUCAUCCCAGAGCCUGCAGUUCGUCAUGAAGCCUGUAACGGCCUGUAUAAGCUCUCUCUGUGCGGCCUGGAGGGAGGAGAGUCCAUAAACCGCUCCUUUCUGCUGCUCGCUGCGUCCACUCUGCUCAAAUUCCUGUCAGAUGCUCAGGCGCUCAAACCGCUCCGGGCGGAGGAUUACGAGGAGGAGCCUCUGCUGAGGACCGGCUGUAAAGAAUACUUCUGGCUCCUGUGUAAACUCAUCGACAACAUCCAUGUGAAGGAUGCCAGCCAGAAGCUCUCUCUGUCGAUGGCUCCGCUGCAGACCACCCUCCUGGACCUGGACGCUCUGGCACGACACCUGGCUGACUGCAUCCGGAGCCGUGAGAUUUUGGACCAGCAGGACGGCACCAUAGAAGAUGAUGGACUGACUGGUUUACUACGCUUAGCCACCAGUGUUUUGAAGCACAAGCCUCCCUUUAAAUUUUCUCGUGAGGGUCAAGAGUUCCUUCGUGAUGUAUACAACCUCCUGUUCCUUCUGCCGAGCCUGUCUGACCGCUCGCAGCCCAAAUGCAAGUCCCACUCUGCCCGAGCCGCAGCCUACGACCUCCUGGUGGAAACGGUCAAAGGAUCUGUCGACAACUACAGACUGCUUCAUAACUGGGUCAUGGCUCAGCAUAUGCAGACAUCCCAUGCUCCAUAUAAGUGGGACUACUGGCCUCAUGAUGAUGUCCGAGCCGAAUGUCGCUUUGUGGGCCUCACAAACCUGGGAGCUACCUGCUACUUAGCCUCCACCAUCCAACAGCUGUACAUGAUCCCAGAGGCCAGACAGGCUGUAUUCACUGCUAAGUACGCAGAAGACAUCAAGCAUAAGACGACUCUGCUGGAGCUGCAGAAGAUGUUCACAUACCUCAUGGAGAGUGAGAGGAAGGCAUAUAAUCCACGUCCGUUCUGUAAAACCUACACAAUGGACAAACAGCCUCUGAACACUGGAGAACAGAAAGACAUGACAGAGUUCUUCACUGACCUCAUCACCAAAAUCGAAGAGAUGUCUCAGGACCUGAAAAACACAGUGAAGACCUUGUUUGGAGGUGUCAUCACCAACAAUGUAGUUUCUCUGGACUGUGACCAUGUGAGUCAAACUGCAGAGGAGUUCUACACCGUCCGGUGCCAAGUGGCCGAUAUGAAGAACAUUUAUGAGUCUCUGGAUGAAGUGACCAUCAAAGACACUCUAGAGGGAGACAACAUGUACACAUGCUCCCAGUGUGGCAAGAAGGUCCGAGCUGAGAAGAGGGCCUGUUUUAAGAAGCUCCCUCGGAUCCUGAGCUUUAACACAAUGCGUUACACCUUUAACAUGGUGACGAUGAUGAAGGAGAAAGUCAACACCCACUUCUCAUUUCCUCUGAGACUCGACAUGACGCCGUACACAGAGGAUGUGCUCAUGGGAAAAGGCGACCGCAAAGAAGGUUUCCGUGAUGAAGGGGAAGGGUCAAAGGGCUCAAAGGUCACAGAGAGUUAUGAGUAUGACCUCAUCGGGGUCACAGUUCACACGGGAACAGCAGACGGUGGCCAUUACUACAGCUUCAUCAGAGACAUCAUCAACCCGCACGCCUACAAGAACAACAAGUGGUAUUUAUUCAAUGAUGCGGAGGUGAAACCUUUUGACUCUGCACAGCUUGCCUCUGAGUGUUUUGGAGGAGAAAUGACGACCAAAACCUACGACUCUGUGACCGACAAGUUCAUGGAUUUCUCAUUUGAAAAAACCCACAGUGCCUACAUGCUGUUCUAUAAGAGAGUGGAGCUGGAGGAAGAUAAUGGAAAAGACUUCAGCUUUGAUGUGUCUCCAGAUCUACUUGAGUGGAUCUGGCACGACAACAUGCAGUUUCUCCAGGACAAAAAUAUCUUCGAGCACACCUACUUUGGCUUCAUGUGGCAGCUCUGCAGCAGCAUCCCAAGCACUUUACCAGACCCAAAGUCUGUCUCUCUCAUGACUGCGAAGUUGAGCACCUCAUUUGUACUUGAAACCUUCAUUCACUCCAAGGAGAAGCCCACGAUGCUGCAGUGGAUUGAACUCCUGACCAAACAGUUCAACAACAGCCAGGCCGCUUGUGAGUGGUUUUUGGAUCGGAUGGCAGACGAUAACUGGUGGCCAAUGCAGAUCUUAAUUAAAUGUCCCAAUCAAAUUGUCAGACAGAUGUUCCAGAGAUUGUGUAUUCAUGUAAUCCAGAGAUUGAGGCCUGUUCACGCUCAUCUUUAUCUGCAGCCAGGAAUGGAGGAUGGUUCAGACGACAUGGAUGGUCCAGUGGAGGACAUCGGGAGCCGCUCCUGUGUCACACGCUUCGUUAAAACUCUGCUGUCAAUCAUGGAGCACGGGGUCAAACCGCACAGCAAACACCUCACUGAAUACUUUGCUUUUCUCUAUGAGUUCGCCAAGAUGGGGGAGGAGGAGAGCCAGUUUUUGUUGUCACUUCAAGCCAUUUCCAUCAUGGUGCAUUUCUACAUGGGAACCAAAGGCCCAGAAAACCCACAGGUGGAGGUUCUGUCCGAGGAGGAGGCCGAAGAGGAGGAUGAGGAGGAGGACAUCCUGUCUUUGGCGGAAGAGAAGUAUCGACCUGCAGCUCUGGAGAAAAUGAUCGCUCUCAUCGCUCUGUUAGUGGAGCAGUCCAGAUCUGAGAGACACCUGACCCUAUCCCAGAGCGACAUGGCAGCACUCACUGGAGGAAAAGGAUUCCCAUUCCUGUUUCAGCACAUCCGAGAUGGGAUCAACAUCCGACAGACCUGUAACCUGAUCUUCAGCCUGUGCCGCUACAACAACCGCCUUGCAGAACACAUUGUGUCGAUGCUGUUCACGUCUAUAGCCAAGUUAACUCCUGAGGCGGCCAACCCAUUUUUUAAGCUGCUGACGAUGCUGAUGGAGUUUGCAGGCGGACCUCCAGGGAUGCCCUCCUUUGCCUCCUACAUCCUACAGAGAAUCUGGGAGGUGAUCGAGUAUAACCCGUCCCAGUGUCUGGACUGGCUCGCAGUUCAAACCCCGAGGAACAAACUGGCUCACAGCUGGGUACUACAGAACAUGGAGAACUGGGUAGAACGCUUCCUACUGGCCCACAACUACCCUCGAGUGCGAGCAUCGGCAGCAUACCUCUUGGUCUCCCUCAUCCCCAGUAACUCGUUCCGUCAGAUGUUCCGUUCAACGCGCUCUCUGCACUUACCGACUCGAGAGCUCCCCCUGUCUCCAGACACCACAGUGGUAUUGCACCAGGUGUAUAACCUUCUGCUGGGACUUCUGGGUCGUGCCAAACUCUAUGUUGACGCCAGUGUCCACGGAACCACCAAAUUGGUCCAGUACUUCAGCUUCAUGACCUACUGCCUCAUCUCCAAGACUGAGAAACUUAUGUUCUCCGGGUACUUCAUGGACCUCUGGAACCUAUUUCAGCCCAAACUAUCGGAGCCCGCCAUCGCCACAAACCAUAACAAACAGGCCCUGCUCUCCUUCUGGUACAACGUGUGUGUGGACUGCCCCGAGAACGUGAGACUGGUAGUGCAAAACCCGGUGGUCACCAAAAACAUUGCGUUUAACUACAUCCUCGCUGACCACGAUGAUCAGGAGGUGGUGCUGUUUAACCGUGGGAUGCUGCCGGCAUAUUACGGGAUCCUACGUUUGUGCUGCGAAGCCUCUCCAGCGUUCACCCGAGCGCUGGCGUCGCAUCAAAACAUCCAAUGGGCCUUCAAGAACCUCACCCCCCAUGCCAGCCAGUACCCCGGGGCGGUGGAGGAGCUGUUCAGCCUGAUGCAGUUGUUUGUGGCUCAGAGGCCGGACAUGAGGGAAGAGGAGCUGGAGGACAUUAAACAGUUUAAGAAAACCACCAUCAGCUGCUACUUGCGCUGUCUGGAUGGACGAUCCUGCUGGACCACGCUCAUCAGUGCCUUUAGAGUUUUACUGGAGAACGACGAAGACAGACUUCUUGUGGUGUUUAACAGAGGACUCAUCCUCAUGACCGAGUCAUUUAACACGCUCCACAUGAUGUACCAUGAGGCCACAGCGUGUCAUGUGACUGGAGACCUGGUGGAGCUGCUGUCCAUCUUCCUCUCAGUGCUUAAGUCCACCAGGCCAUAUCUGCAGAGGAAAGAUGUGAAGCAGGCUCUAAUCCAGUGGCAGGAGAGAAUCGACUUCGCUCACAAAUUGUUGACUCUGCUCAACUCUUACAGCCCCCCAGAGCUCAGAAAUGCCUGUUUAGAUGUGCUCAAGGAGCUGGUGUUACUGAGUCCUCAUGAUUUCCUCCACACUCUGGUCCCAUUUCUCCAGCACAACCACUGCACCUAUCACCAUAGCAACAUCCCCAUGUCCUUUGGGCCGUACUUACCGUGUCGAGAGAACAUUAAACUGAUGGGAGCCAAAAACAACAUCCGCCCUCCCAGACCUGAGCUCAACAUGUGUCUGCUGCCCUCUAUGGUCGAGAGCAGCAAGGGCAAAGACGAGGUGUACGACCGCAUGCUGCUGGACUAUUUCCUCUCCUAUCAUCAGUUUAUUCACCUGCUCUGUCGCGUUGCCAUCAACUGUGAGAAGUUCACAGACACCCUUGUCAAACUUAGUGUGCUGAUUGCGUAUGAAGGGCUGCCUCUGCACCUCACUCUGUUUCCCAAACUCUGGACUGAGCUCUGUCAGUCUCAGACAGCCCUGUCUAAAUCCUGUGUGAAGCUGCUCUGUGAGGACCCUGCCUUCAGUGAAUACAUGAAGUGUAUUGUGAUGGAUGAGCGUUCCUUUGUGAAUCUGGGUCCUGCCUUUUCCUUCCUGUCCUGCUUCAUGCCCAAAGUCCAGGUCCUUUCUGCCCCAGGACGCUCCAAUCUGAUCAGUGUGCUGGUCACCAACCUCCUAAAUGAAGAGAGCAGCCUGCAACCACAGCUGUGCAGCCACAAGGUGGAGCUGCACAAGAGCUGCAGCCUGCUCAAUGCGGACCUCCGGGUUCUCCUGCUCCUCCUCUCCUCUCAGCCUCAGGCCUCUGACUCCGCCCUUGGGCCUGCCCUUGGCCCCGCCCUCUCAGAGCUGCUAGGACGAUGUCGUCUCUGUGUGCAACAGCACAGUGCCAUGGAAACUGAGGCACAGUGCAACAAAGUUGAGGAUGAUGGUGCAACUCCCGUGAAGCGACGCAGAGUGAGUGGAGAUGUCGCCCCUUCCACUUCAUCUGCUCCUGUCUGUGACCCCAAACCCGACCCCCAUGAUCCCCAUGACCCCUCCUCCGACACGGAAACACGGGACUCCUCUUCUAUCAUCGACCCGGGCAGCGAACAUGAUCCGCCCUCCCCUCCAGCACCCCCUGCAGUUCAACCAGACCACGCAACAACGAAAGACUCCAAACCAGACACUUCCUCUUCCUCGUUACCCUCUACUUCCUGUUUGGAGGCAGGACUAACACAGGAAGCAGAUGAGCCGCACAGCAGUCAUGUGACCGAGCGGAAACAGGAACAGGAAGUAGUGGAGGACCAAAUAUGUGCCUCAAAAGACGAAACAAAGCCAGAACCGGAGGCGAAAAGUUCGGAAGAAGUGGUUUUCCCGUCUUGCCUUGAGGGAAUGCCGUUCGCUCCCGACAUGUUGGACACUUUGUACAGGACAGUGGAGGCUGCCGUCGCUGUGGUGAACAAACUCACGCCCAAAAGCCCGCCUUCGUCGUCAUGACAACGCAGCAUCGAACCACCAACUCCGGCUGUUUUUGUACACAUCUGCUAUUCUGCUCUGUCAAACCGGCCUGCUCCGCUCCAUGUUCACGCCACAAUUCCUGAAAAUCAGAAAAUGUAAGAAAACUAAAUAUGACUGGGCAAUAUGGCAAUGGAGCUCAACACUCCCGCCCACUUCGAACUCCGCUCUGGUUCUGGAAGGAAAUUUUCCAUUCAUUUUUCCGAUCGUGGAGGUCAGCUUUGUGCUAAAUAAUAUCAAUAAUGUGGUUGUUUUAAGUCCAAAAAACUCACUUAAAACACAAGAUUCUGUGAAAUGUUUUAAUAUCUUAGUGGUUUAUAAAGUUUCAGAAACAGAUUUUAAAUAAAAUUCUAGGUCAAAUUUUUUUCAGAAAGUCUAUGGGAAAAAUGAAUGGGAAACAUACUUGGAGAACGGGGAGGGAGGGCACUGACCGUUGAGCUUUAGUUACCUCUUAAAUAACUGCAUAGAAGAUAUGAAGAAAACAUGAAUCACGAUCAAAUCAAAAUUGUGAUCUGGUUCUAAGCAAACUGUGAUACGAUACUUUUAAAAAAACACUAUUUCACCAUGGCAAGAACGCUACAAAAAUGAAACUUAUGAAGAAAUAUAAGAUGCGUUAGUGUUUUCAUCCAAAUAUUGUAAGUUGAAUUGAAAAUAAAAAUUUUAAGUAGAUACUCCUAAAUUUAAAUACUUUUGAUCAACAUGAAAUAAUACUUUUUUUUCUUUUUAUUCAAGUUCAGUAUUCAAAAGUUGAGCCUGUAUCCAAAACAUGUUUUUUUCAGUAUUUACAACUCGUUAGGACAUGGGCAUUGUGCUAGUAUACUACAGGAUUAGAUUAACUGAAGUUACGUUUGGAAACUGUUAUUGUGGCGUGAACAUGGCUUCAGUUCUUCAUAAAAAAAAAAGGUCUAAAAAGGUCUAAAAUUCUGCGAUAUUUUUCUGUUUUUUACUAAUGUGUUGCUUUUAUUUUCGAGUGCCGUGCGGGAAAGGUUUACACUUGUUAUUAUUUAAUUUUAUUUGUUUUUACGCUGUAUAGAAAUAGUCCUGUGCCAGUUUUGUACCCAGCGCUUGAGGCAAGACAUUGAAUUUUUUUGCCUUGAAUUUUUGACGCAAGUUUUAUGGACGAUUUGUUUCAUCCUAUUUUGAAUUUUAAAUGGCGCUAAAUUUCUGACUUUGAAUUUUUCAACUCUGAAAAAACAUAUUUGAAUUGUUUUCAUUCUGAAUUUUAAUUGUUGAAUUUUUAAGUAUACAUUUUCAAGGCCUCAAAAUUAACAGUCAAAAUUCAGAGUGAAACAUUUGCAGCAAAGAUCCAAGUUGUCAAGACAUAAGCAAUCGGUUAUGUUUGACCGAGGGAGGACAGAGGCUGUUUUCUAUUUGCCUGUUUCUGCUGUGGGCGGGGAUUAUAGUUAAGGAAUCAAAGAAAUUAUGUUUUGAUUAUGCUAAUUCUUAAAUCAGGUUGGUUCCUUACAGCAUUUCCUGUUCGUUACUAAAUUAGGUUGAUUCACUUAGAAUCGAUUGCUUAUGUCUUGGCAUCUUUAAAAUUUUUUCACUUCAGGUUUACACCUAUGUGCUGAAGUUUUAAAUGUAUUCUUAAAAUUUCAUGAACUAAAAUUCAUAAUAAAGCAAUUCAGACAUGUUUUUUCAGAGUUAAAAAAUUCAAAGUUACAAAUUCAGCCGUAUUUAAAACUCCAAAUCUGAUGUAAUUAUCUUCCAUAAGUUUACUGUAAAAACACAAACAAAAGAACCACGUUUAAACUUGAUUCUGUAAAGAGUCUAUGCCUGAAGCUGUACAUGGAACUAUGAUAUAAAUAUAUAGAUAUAAAUACAUUUAUAUGAGAGUCUAUUUGAUUCUAUGAAGCGGUGCCGUGUGUGUGGAACAAACCGCCAUGUUGGACCAGUCAGACGCUAUUUUCUUUACUGUGGAUUUCUGCUUCUUAUGAUUUUGUUUAAUUUUAAAAGAUGAUAAAUUAAUAAAAGUUUUAAUAUGGACAAAUGAAAACUGGA
This is a messenger RNA of Periophthalmus magnuspinnatus, 13028 nucleotides long. It is a transcript of the gene usp34, whose product is annotated as ubiquitin specific peptidase 34. Bases 294 to 11009 code for a protein of 3571 amino acids. Gene Ontology annotation, cellular component: nucleus; cytosol. The transcript is spliced from 79 exons. Lineage: Eukaryota; Metazoa; Chordata; Actinopteri; Gobiiformes; Gobiidae. Gene Ontology annotation, biological process: protein deubiquitination. The record is from RefSeq and is a predicted model, not a curated record. Gene Ontology annotation, molecular function: cysteine-type endopeptidase activity; cysteine-type deubiquitinase activity.